Molecule: messenger RNA, 793 nt
Organism: Pseudoliparis swirei
Lineage: Eukaryota; Metazoa; Chordata; Actinopteri; Perciformes; Liparidae
Product: tyrosine-protein phosphatase non-receptor type 13-like
Exons: 5
Biological process (GO): peptidyl-tyrosine dephosphorylation
Cellular component (GO): cytoplasm; nucleus
Molecular function (GO): phosphatidylinositol 3-kinase regulatory subunit binding; protein tyrosine phosphatase activity
Source: RefSeq, a predicted model, not a curated record
AGUACAGCUUCAUCACACGAGACAAUGUGUUUGACGUGCGUCUGCUGAAGAACACGUCAGGUCUGGCCUUCAGUUUCAGUCGGGAGGAGAGCAUCCCGGAGGAGUCCCCCGGGUCCAGCAUGGUGCGGGUCAAAAAGCUGUUUCCUGGCCAGCCGGCUGCGGAGAGCGGGCGCAUCAACGUGGCGGCGUCAUCAUGCGGGUCAAUCGGACCCCCCUCAAAGGACUCUCGCAACAUGAGGUGAUAUCCGCCCUGAGAGGAACAGGACAGGAGGUGACUCUGCUCCUCUGUAGACCCGAGUACGGGGUUCUCCCUGAAAUGGACACUUCAGCUUUGACGCCCAUGCCGUCCCCACGAAAGCAGCCGGUGACCCAGGUGGAGUCCAGCCUGAGCUUCGGCAGGGCAAAGUCUCCUCCGGAGUCGCAGGGCAGCAAGAGUCAGGUCCUCAUGGAGGACGCCCUGGAGAGGAUGCUGCUCAAAUCCCCCGGCCGACACAACAGCUACAGAGACAGCACCGACGAGGAGGUGGAGGAAGCCUUCAGCGCCAGCCCGGUGGAGCACAGCAGGCACACCUGGGAGCAGAGUGUCUACCACACCCCCGGCAGCAACCUGGGGCUGGGUCGCUACGACAGCACCGGUCAACUGGACGACACCGUCAACUCGGCCUUCUACUCCCCAAACCUGUCGCUGACCAGUUCGGACCACAGCAAGAGGUUUGCUCCAUCCCCCGUGGCAGCUGAUCUGGAGUCAUCCAUCCUGCAUAUGGUGUCCUCCCCCACCGCCCAAGCCCGGAUC